Messenger RNA from Nicotiana tabacum (common tobacco), 689 nucleotides. Its product is annotated as large ribosomal subunit protein eL30-like. Gene Ontology annotation, molecular function: RNA binding. The record is from RefSeq and is a predicted model, not a curated record. NCBI's taxonomy places the organism in Eukaryota, Viridiplantae, Streptophyta, Magnoliopsida, Solanales, Solanaceae.
GGGGCUAAGGCAACGGCUUCACUUGCGUUACCCUAUAGCCGCCCCGGCAAAACCCUAAUCUCACAUUUUUAAGCAGAAACCUUUCCUUUCCACUUUCCCCUUUUUCCACUUCCUUCGAUUCUCAGAUCUUUGCAUCUACAAUGGUGACCACUGGAAAGAAAACAAAGAAGACACAUGAAAGCAUAAACAACAGGUUAGCACUUGUAAUGAAGAGCGGCAAGUAUUCUCUUGGUUACAAGACUGUUCUCAAGACCCUCAGGAGCUCUAAAGGAAAGUUGAUAUUGAUAUCCAACAACUGUCCUCCGUUGAGGAAAUCUGAGAUUGAGUACUAUGCUAUGCUCUCUAAAGUUGGUGUUCACCAUUUCAAUGGAAACAAUGUUGAUCUUGGGACAGCAUGUGGCAAGUAUUUCCGUGUCUCAUGCCUAAGCAUAAUUGACCCAGGUGAUUCGGACAUCAUCAAGUCUCUGCACGGAGAUCAUUGAGAGUUGCUCUAUCAUUCAUAUUCUUGUAUCUUGGAGAAAAUUUCUUGUAGCAAGAGUAUAGAAGGUUUUGUUGUUUCUUAAUUUUAUUUAGUUUGUCAUUUGACCUAAAGGUUGAGCCAGAUAAUAGUGAUCCAGAAUUCAGCUAUUUAUGUUUUGUUAGUAAUUGAUUUGCUCGUUCUAUCAAUGCAUAUCUUUGUGAGAGUACUA